UGAUGCAGAGAAGAAGAGUGACGAAAAUGCAGGAAGUAAUUAGCUAAGGAGAGUCAGUCAAGAAAACUGAUGUACUUUCAAGGCUACGAUGUCCUGCUUUGAGAGUGAUAAGAGCAGCCUGGAGAAUGAUGAAGCGUGUUGUGGUGGGGCGACCGCGUCACAGCUGUCCAACUGUGCGCUGACCAUGCUGGAGAAAGAGGGCAGCGACUCUGCGCUGAGCCCCACGGAGAGUACCCCCAUCAGCCUACAGGGCGGCGCCCCACUGCAAGGCUACGACGUGGAGUUCGACCCUCCGCUGGAGAGCAAGUACGAGUGCCCCAUCUGCCUCAUGGCCCUGAGGGCAGCCGUGCAGACGCCGUGCGGCCAUCGCUUCUGCCGCAGCUGCAUCGAGAAGUCCAUCCGUGAUACAGGGCAGAGGUGUCCAGUGGAUAACGAGGUACUACGGGAAGACCAGCUGUUCCCAGAUAACUUUGCCAAGCGGGAGAUCCUCUCCCUAACGGUGCGCUGCACCAACGUAGGCUGCGCUGACAAAAUGGAGCUUCGCCGCCUGGAUGGCCAUGUUAUGAAAUGUGAGUUUGCCACCGUGCCGUGCCCGCUGUGCCAGGACGCGGUGUGGAAGAGCCAGCUAGAGAUUCACCAAAGCCAACACUGCCAGCGGAGACCUGUGUCCUGUCCCGACUGUGUAGAGAGCUUUGUUUACGAGGACAGCAAGGUUCAUGAGUCGCUGUGUCCCUUUGCCAACGUGGUGUGUCAGUACUGCGGUAUGGAGCUCAUCAGAGACCAGUUGGAAUCUCACUAUGACACAGACUGUCCGAAGGCUCCGAUCGCCUGCACCUUCAGCACUUUUGGAUGUGGAGAGAUGAUGCAGCGUAAUGACCUGGCGCAGCACAUGCAGGAGUUCACUCAGAUGCACAUGCGCUGCAUGGCUGAGUACCUGCACAGGCACAGCCUUACCGGGUACACCCAGCCACCUUCUUCUGACGACCGAGGGGCUGCCGCUGCAGAGCUGGGGGCACACGCAGGAGCUAGCAGCAGUGGCGCCCCCUGCCAGUGCUGCGGGGAACUGCAGACCAUGCGGGAGACCACCCAGCAGCUGGAGGGCCGUCUGGUGCGGCAGGACCACCAGCUACGUGAGCUGAGCGUUCAGGCUGUCCUGGUGGCUGAGCUCCGUCGUAAGGUCACCUCGCUGGAGGAGAACCUAAAGGAGCUGGAGGCCAAGCAGUGCCAGGGCGUGUACGUGUGGCCCUUGGAGGGCUUCUCGGGCUACCUACGUACCCAGGCUGCCGGACAGCCCGUUGUGGUGCACAGCCCGGGCUUCUACACGGGCCGGCCGGGCUACAAGCUGUGUCUGCGCCUCCACCUCCAAACGCCCUCGGCCCAGCGAUGCUCCAACUACAUCUCACUGUUUGUUCACACCAUGCAGGGGGAAUUUGAUGGGCAGCUGUCGUGGCCCUUCCAAGGCACCAUCCGUCUGGCCGUGCUGGACCAAGGGCCUGAUGGCCAGCACCAUGUGGAGGUGAUGGAGACCAAACCUGACCUGCAGGCCUUCCAGAGGCCCACCAUACAGAGGAACCCCAAGGGCUUUGGCUACGUCACCUUCCUGCACCUGAUGGAGCUGCAGCAGCGGGGGUUUGUGCACGAUGACACGCUGCUGGUGCGCUGCGAGGUGACGCCGCGCUUCGACACCGCCCUGAGGCGCGAGGGGGCGGCCAUGCAGCCCAGAGGGCCCGAGGCCUCGCUGUGAGGACCCUUUUAACGUUCCGGCGACGAGGUCAUUCGCCACCAACGUUAUCAGUACAAAGUAUCAGUUUGCCAUUUUCCUGACUUCUUGUAUCGCACAGGAUCAUUGCAUUGGGUUCAGUCAUGACCAACCUCAUGGGAAAGUGUACUGCUCAGUUGUGGGUUUUAUCUCCAACUCCAAAAGGCUUUUCUUUGCUGUAGCUUUUGAGAGUGAUGGACUGGAUGUUGGUGGCGAUUAACACCAAGGUUCCCUGCAACAAGUCGAGAGCUUGGGGCUAUAUGGUUUUAUCUGCAGUUUUGUCCAAAUUUAGUUAUUGACAUUAGCCUUAUUCUGUUCAAUGUUCUCUACCUAUAUAUUACUCUAAAUACCCCAAUUCAUGUUCAGUUCAAAAGAAUACAAGAUAAAAAAUUGCUGACACCAUUCAAACCAAUGAGGGUUCAGAACUUUAAAGCCGAUCUCACAAUCAUCUAUUUGCAGACAGAACGUUCUAGUCCCAAGCUCUGUGUUCCAUCACUUAUCCAGCAAUAUGUCGCAGGCUACUGUACUGUUCCAAAUAGAUAGGAUUACAAAAUGUCUUAUGAUGCCUACAUUAGGUUGUAAUAAACAUGACUUUGGUUUCAGUACAUCGUUCUUCGUAACAGCUUUGUAGUGGAGACCGGCAAAGUCUCGUUAAUUAUCAUAACAUGGUAUUACAGUUUAUAUUUAUGUCAAGCUCAAAGUCAUGUUUAUGACAACUUUAUGUUGGCAUUAAAGAAGCCAAUUCAAAUAAGAUGUUACCAUCUCUAAGCAGGAGAUGACCAGAGGCAGAACUACCUAUCAACUUAUUGUACAUCCUGGAUGACGAGUGAGUCAGGAUCACUGGCAUUUCACUGGUCUUCUGGUUGGACGAUCAUACAAGCAAGAUGGGGGCAACAUCCUAACCUGGGUCUUAAUGCACAGCUCUUCUGUCUGUGAAAAUGUGGAAUGAUGUGGCAUCCCUUAAAACCUCUUCUGGAGAAGAGAUUUCCUGAACAAUGGCUGUGAGAUUGGACAUACAAUAAGCAGUUACAUAUGAAUGAGUUGGUAUACACAGUGGUGUAAAGUACUUAUGUACAAAUACUUAAGUACUACUUAAGGCUGUUUUUUUUUGGUGGGUGUCUGUACUUUACUAUUUAUAUUUUUGUCAACUUUUACUCUACUACAUUUCUAAAGAAAAGAAUGUGCUCUUUACUCCAUACAUUUUCCCUGACAGCCAAACCAGCUCGUUACACUUGGAAAUGCUCGGGCUGGAGAGCUAUAUGGUCCAAUCAUGCACAUAUCAGUUUUUUAACCUUCAUUUUAACAGGGAAGAAAUUGAGGCCUAGGUUUCUUUUCCAGAUCUGCCCUGUAUAAUACAAUAUAAAUAAUCACAUUAUACACAACAUAUUACAAUACAAAACACAGUCAUGUGAAGCACUAAUAAAACAUCACAAAUCAUUCAGAAAAAGUGACAUUCCUCCACAAGUAAGUCCCCAAUCAAUACGUUAAAUUGCCUCAAACAGCACCAGAACAUCAAAAUAAAAUGUAUUUAUAUUUUGGGGGGCAAUACGGUGCAUUUUAAGGUAAAACCAGAUUUACCUAGCUCGGUGGAGACCCUAGGAACGUCCAGUUAACGGGUUAGGCAACUCAGGUGUCUAUACUUCAACAGCAAAGUUAGAUAAGAUGGAAGUUUAUGAAGCAGGGCCUUGUAACCAAAAAGGGAGUAAUGUAGAGACCUACGGGUCUUUAGCGAAGUCUAGCCAACCUUUUGAUACAGGAUGCAGUGAUGUGAUGAGUAUCAAAUCUGUCUCCUGUAACAACGAAGGGCAAUAUGGUAGAUGGAAUCCAUAGUUUUAAGAGUAGUAGCAACUGCACUUGGAUAAAUAAUCACCAUAAUCAAGAACAGAUUAAAAGGUUGACUGAAUAAUCUGCUUCCUACUGCUGAGAGAAAGGCACCAUGGCUUUCUGUAGAAAGAAGACCGCUUUAAGUCUUUGCUUCUUAACCAGCUCAUCUGGUUUUUUUAAACGUCAAAUCCAUAUCAAUCCAAAUGCCUUAUUAUUUAUAUGCGGAACACGUUCGAUUGGAGAACCAUCUAAUGAGGGAACAUGUAGUACAUCUGAAACAUUCUGAGUUUAAAAAGUUUUAUUUAGUUUUGUCCAUAUUAAGCACACGUUUUAAAUCAGCAAGGGAUUCCUACAUAGCUCUAAAAGCUGACUAGUUUUGACACAGCCAGAUCAAUGGGGGAGGCAGGUAGCCUGGUGGUUAGAGAGGCAGGUAGCCUGGUGGUUAGAGAGGCAGGUAGCCUGGUGGUUAGAGAGGCAGGUAGCCUGGUGGUUAGAGAGGCAGGUAGCCUGGUGGUUAGAGUGUUGGGCUAGUAACCAGCAGGUAGCCUGUUGGUUAGAGUGUUGGACUAGUAACCAGCAGGUAGCCUGGUGGUUAGAGUGUUGGACUAGUAACCAGCAGGUAGCCUAGUGGUUAGAGCGUUGGACUAGUAACCAGCAGGUAGUCUGGUGGUUAGAGCGUUGGACUAGUAACUAGCAGGUAGCCUGGUGGUUAGAGUGUUGGACUAGUAACCAGCAGGUAGCCUGGUGGUUAGAGUGUUGGACUAGUAACCAGCAGGUAGCCUGGUGGUUAGAGUGUUGGACUAGUAACCAGCAGGUAGCCUGGUGGUUAGAGUGUUGGACUAGUAACCAGCAGGUAGCCUGGUGGUUAGAGUGUUGGACUAGUAACCAGCAGGUAGCCUGGUGGUUAGAGUGUUGGACUAGUAACCAGCAGGUAGCCUGGUGGUUAGUGUUGGACUAGUAACCAGCAGGUAGCCUGGUGGUUAGUGUUGGACUAGUAACCAGCAGGUAGCCUGGUGGUUAGUGUUGGACUAGUAACCAGCAGGUAGCCUGGUGGUUAGUGUUGGACUAGUAACCAGCAGGUAGCCUGGUGGUUAGUGUUGGACUAGUAACCAGCAGGUAGCCUGGUGGUUAGAGUGUUGGACUAGUAACCAGCAGGUAGCCUGGUGGUUAGAGUGUUGGACUAGUAACUAGCAGGUAGCCUGGUGGUUAGUGUUGGACUAGUAACCAGCAGGUCGCCUGCUGGUUAGAGUGUUGGACUAGUAACCAGCAGGUAGCCUGGUGGUUAGUGUUGGACUAGUAACCAGCAGGUAGCCUGGUGGUUAGAGUGUUGGACUAGUAACCAGCAGGUCGCCUGCUGGUUAGAGUGUUGGACUAGUAACCAGCAGGUAGCCUGGUGGUUAGAGUGUUGGACAAAUAACCAGCAGGUAGCCUGGUGGUUAGAGUGUUGGACUAGUAACCAGCAGGUAACCUGGUGGUUAGAGUGUAGGACUAGUAACUGGAAGGUUUAUAGAUCGAAUCCCCGUACUGACAAUGGAAAACUGUCAUUCUGCCCCUGAACAAGGCAGUUAACCCACUGUUCCCCUGAACAAGGCAGUUAACCCACUGUUCCCCGGUAGGCCGUCAUUGUAAAUAAGAAUUUGUUCUUAACUCACUUGCCUAGUUAAAUCAAAUAAAAUAGUCGGGGCAAUAGUGUACAUAAUAGUAUCAUCCACAUUUAAAUGAAGUUAACAGAUUGACCAAUGGUGUUAAUAUAAAGAGUGAAUAGAAAUGGUCCCAAAAUCGGGAUUUGACCGUUUUUCAGAAUUUACACGGGUUCCCAUUACAAUCCGAAAGAGCAGUUACAUAAUCCGAUUUAACCUUGCUGAUUUGUCUUGCACAAUGAUUCCUCAGUUGCUUAAAGCUUGCCAGUCCGGGCCUAAGCCUGCGUUCCUGGCCUUGACCCAAGCAUCACCUCUUUUAUAAAUGACUUCUGAUCAUUCUGGAGUGUACCAGGCAUUCCAUCUACCUUUAACCCUUCAUUUUUUUGAAGGGAGCAUGAUUAUCCACAAUAGUAUUGAAGACAUCUGCAAAAAGGCUGAAAGCUGAAUCAUGUUGAUGGAUAGCUGAAAUACAAUCAAGGUCACUAAAAUAAAGAUGAAAAGCCUGUUCACUUAAGUUUUUAAAGUUCCUCUUUGUGUUCAGAUGAGGUUUAGAUUUGUGUUGUCUCACAUCUCUAACACAAACAACAGUCAGUUUAUUUUAUUAUUCCCCCCCCCCCCCCCCUCCUUUUUUCUCCCCAAUUUCGUCAUAUCCAAUUCUGAUCUUGUCUCAUCGCUGCAACUCCCCAACGGGAGCGGUGAAGGUCGAGUCAUGUGUCCUCCGUAAAUAUGACCCACCAAACCAUGCUCCUUAAUGAAACACCUGCCAGCUUGGAGGAAACACCGUCCAACUGACGACUGAAGUCAGCCUGCAGGCGCCCAGCCAGCCUCAAGGAGGUGCUAGAGCGCGAUGAGCCAAGUAAAGCCCCCCGGCCAAACCCUCCCCUAACCCGGACGACACUGGGCCAAUUGUGCUCCGCCCUAUGGGACUCCGGUCACGGCCGGUUGUGAUACAGCAUGGGAUCAAACCCGGGUCUGUAGUGACACCUUAGACCGCUGUGCCACCCGGGAGGCCCUGGCAAUGGGCAGUUUCAGUCAAUACCAGAUUAUCUGGAUUCGCCUGCAUAGCCCAGAUCUUGAUGUAAUCAAGAUUAGGAACUAAGCUCCUAAUGUUCAGAUGCAUCAACCCAGGUCUUUUGCAAUUUUUAAAGUCAAAUGGAAACUAACUCCAACAAGCUACGUUCAAUAGAUGGUUACAGGCCCUGUCUGAUGGUUAAUAUUGAUAUAGUUGGUAUGGCUAUCAGAUUGCAUAGGACUGCACCAUUUGGUCGAUCCCCAUUAGUAAUAGCCGAAGGCGUAGAAAUGGGAUAUAACACAUUGGCAUCCCUACUGCCUCUGAUCUGAUGGACUCACUGAACACAAAUACUUUGUUGGUAAAUUAUGGUGGAGUGUUGGAGUAUUGGAGUGGUGGAGUAUUGGAGUGGUGGAGUAUUGGAGUGGUGGAGUGUCUUCUGUCCGUAAAUGAGAAAAACAAACAAGAAAAUGGUGCCGUCUGCUUUAAUGUAAGGAAUACGAUGUGUAGCAUUUGCUUUAGAAUUUUUGUUUAAAAAUAUUUAAAAAUAUCAGAAUUGACUACUUUUUACACCACUGUAUUUAAGUACAUUUUAAACCAAAUACUUUGACUUUUACUUAAGUAGUAUUUUACUGGGUAACUUUCACUUUUACUUGAGUCAUUUUCUAUUAAGAUAUCUUUACUUCUACUCAAGUAUGAAGAUUGAGUACUUUUCCCACCACUGGGUAUACAUAAAGCUUCAUAACACAUGUAUGAAACCAGUCGUGACACCUUCAUGAAUGUUACAGUAUCAUAACACAUUUAUUCAGCAUCAUGUAUAAGGGGCCUACGGUGUAUCCACCAGUUAGCAGACUCUUUCCAUAGGAUACUGAACCAAUGGAAACACAGUCACAGGUACCGAGAAAAACUACGCUUUGCUUUGUGUAUUGCUCAACAGGGAAAAAAUGUACUCUUGCAUCAAAGUUACUGUAGGUGCUUGUGUCAACAAGAGGCAUGAUUCCAUUCCUAACAAUUAACAUCCAUCCAGUCCAUUCAUACCCAGAAAUGGAAGUCAACCAGGGAGAGGACGGAGUGAGUUAUGCGUUUGGAAUUAGAUCAAUGCCUUCUGUUGCCAAGAAAGACUCAAGACUGUUGAGCAGAGUCAUAAUAAAUGUCCUCCCUGUGUCUGUGGCGUUAUUAGCAGAGCAGUGGAGAUAAGAAAUGUUCUCCCUGUGUCUGUGGCGUUAUUAGCAGAGCAGUGGAGAUAAGAAAUGUUCUCCCUGUGUCUGUGGCGUUAUUAGCAGAGCAGUGGAGAUAAGAAAUGUUCUCCCUGUGUCUGUGGCGUUAUUAGCAGAGCAGUGGAGAUAAUACAUGUUCUCCCUGUGUCUGUGGCGUUAUUAGCAGAGCAGUGGAGAUAAGAAAUGUUCUCCCUGUGUCUGUGGUGUUAUUUUGUGGCCUCACAUCACAUCAAUGGAUGAAGAUUGUUGACCACAUCAUACAGUAGCUACAAUUGACAAUUGGAUGAGGCUAUGGAGCAAUGGAGACAUCCUCACCCACCAGAAUGGAUAACUUACUCUCAUACGUUUAAUCCCACUGGACUUUUGAUUGUUUCUUGUGGAAUAAGUGGAAUAUAUUUGUGUGGACAUAUAUGCCUUACUGUGUUGUUUUGUUUAAAAUCAAUUUAAAAAGCUGAAAAUCUGUCUGCAGUCUACAUAGAUCAGUAAUCUCUACAGUACAGUGCCUUCAGAAAGUAUUCAUACCCCUUGACUUAUUCCACAUUUUGUUGUGUUACAGGCUGAAUUCAAAAUAGAUUAAGUAGAUUUGUUAACUCACACACAAUACCACAUAAUGAAAAAGUAUUUUUUUUUAAAUGUAUUGCAAAUUAAAUAUAGAAAUAUCUAAUGUACAUAAGUAUUUACACCCCAGAGUCAAUACUUUAUAGAUCACCUUUGGCAGUGAUUACAGUUGUGAGUGUUUCUUGGUAAGUCUCUAAGAGCUGUGAGUGUUUCUGGGUAAGUCUCUCAGAGCUUUACGCACCUGGAUUUUGCAACAUUUGCCCAUGUAUUAUUUUCUAAAUUCUUCCAGCUCUGUUAAAUUGGUUAAAUUGGUUGUUGAUCAUUGCUAGACAACCAUUUUCAGGUCUUGCCAUAGAUUUUCAAUUUGAUUUAAGUCAAAACUGUAACUUGGCCACUCGGGAACAUUCACUCUCUUCUUGGUAAGCAACUCCAGUGUAGUUUUGUCAUUGUGUUUUAGGUUAUUGUCCUGCUGGAAGAUGAAUUAAUCUCCCAUUAUCUGGUGGAAAGCAGACUGAACCAGGUUUUCCUCUAGGAUUUUGCCUGUGCUUACUUCCAUUCCAUUUAUUUUUAUCCUGAAAAACUCCCCGGUUCUUAACGAUUACAAGCAUACACAUAACAUGAUGCAGCAGCCACUGUGGUUGAAAAUAUGGAGAGUGGUACUCAGUAAUGUAUUGGAUUGGAUUUGCCCAAAACAUAACACUUUGUAUUCAAGACAUAAAGUUACUUUCUUUGCCACAUUUUUUGCAGUGUGACAUUAGUGGCUUGUUGCAAACAGGAUGCAUGUUUUGGAAUAUUUUUAUUCUGUACAGGCUUCCUUCUUUUCACUCUGUCAUUUAGGUUAGUAUUGUGGAGUAACUACAAUGUUGUUGAUCCAUCCUCAGUCUUCUCCUAUCACAGCCAUUAAACUCUGUAACUGUUUUAAAGUCACCAUUUGGACUCAUGGUGAAAUCCAUGAGUGGUUUCCUUUCUCUGCAGCAACUGAGUUAGGAACGACGCAUGUAUCUUUCGAAGAACAGAAUCCCACUUUGACAUUAUUGUGUCAAGGCCAGUGACAAAAAAAUCUCAUUUUUAUCCAUUUUAAGUUCAGGCAACAAAAUGUGGAAAAAGUCAGGGGUUUGAAUACUUUCUGAAGGCACUGUAUGUUGUCCUGUUUGAAAUAUGUUAGGCUGUAGCAGGAUCUAUGGAUGCCUUUCUCUGAGAAGGAAUGAAUGUCCAACAUCUAUGUCCAAUGUCCAACAUUGGACACUUGCGUGAUGUAUGGUUGUCUCUACCUUCUUGCCCUUUGUGCUGUUGUCUGUGCCCAAUAAUGUUUGUAUCAUGUUUUGUGCUGCUACCAUGUUGUGAUGCUGCCAUGUUGUGUUGCUACCAUGUUGUUGUCAAUUUGUGUUGCUACCAUGCUGUGUUGUCAUGUUGUGUUGCUACCAUGCUGUGUUGUCAUGUGUUGCUGCCGUGCUGUUGUUUUCUAAUGAUCUCUCUUUAUGUAGUGUUGUCUCUCUUGUCGUGAUGUUUGUUUUGUCCUUUUUUUAUUUUUGAUCCCAGCACCCGUCACCGCAGGAGGCCUUUUGGUAGGCCGUCAUUGUAAAUAAGAAUUUGUUCUUAACUGACUUGCCUAGUUAAAUAAAUAAAUCUAGCAAAUGAGAUUCGUA
Messenger RNA from Salvelinus fontinalis (brook trout), 9653 nucleotides. Its product is annotated as TNF receptor-associated factor 6-like. NCBI's taxonomy places the organism in Eukaryota, Metazoa, Chordata, Actinopteri, Salmoniformes, Salmonidae. Gene Ontology annotation, molecular function: ubiquitin protein ligase activity; zinc ion binding; tumor necrosis factor receptor binding. The record is from RefSeq and is a predicted model, not a curated record. Gene Ontology annotation, cellular component: plasma membrane signaling receptor complex. Bases 89 to 1744 code for a protein of 551 amino acids. Gene Ontology annotation, biological process: positive regulation of JNK cascade; regulation of canonical NF-kappaB signal transduction; tumor necrosis factor-mediated signaling pathway. The transcript is spliced from 8 exons.